AUGAUUUCAACAAUCGAUACAACAACAAUUCAAGCCACAACUACAGCACCAAACUCGCUAGUCAUGAAUCCUACGUCAAUGUUGGUAGAGAUGAAAAACUUCAUUCCUUCUUCAUAUACUUUCGAAACAAAAAUCCAGAAGAUAAAGCAAGAACUGUUAACAAGUAAUUUAGACUGUACCGCACAGGAUGAAGAAAAUGAAGAAUAUCUUUAUGACAUGCAGGACCUCAUCGACCAUUUACCUAAACUACCUGAAAUUCAACAACAAAAACUAACCAUUCCCGAAUUUGACGAAAUUGAAGUCAAAGCAACUGACUCAGUAGAAAUAAAGAAGUUCAUACGAAAGGUAAACUAUGAGUUUCCAGGAUAUCAUUGCAACCAUAAAGUUAUGGACAAAGAUUGCGACAUGGUUUAUAAAAAUAUUUCUGACCUUUACAAAUCCGAAGAAUUUAAGACAUACGACAACUUUGUUUCAUUAAUUGCAGAAUGUGUAUGGCAGAUAAGAGAUAAAGAUAGAAGAGGUAAAGUAUGGAAUGAACAGAUAAAACCAGCAGCUUUUGAGUUAAAGAAAACCAUUGACGCCUUAGUUGUUCUAGCUGGUUUUAUUUCAAUGUAUAACGCAAAAACGAUGCCGCAAUGUUCAAAAUGUAAAGCAGCAAUGAGGAAAUAUAACUACUCA
Molecule: messenger RNA, 678 nt
Organism: Trichomonas vaginalis G3
Lineage: Eukaryota; Parabasalia; Trichomonadida; Trichomonadidae
Product: organellar and viral DNA polymerase type B
Exons: 1
Source: RefSeq, a predicted model, not a curated record